Pocillopora damicornis (cauliflower coral) is the source of this 13257-nucleotide messenger RNA. RefSeq lists its product as uncharacterized. Gene Ontology annotation, molecular function: calcium ion binding. Lineage: Eukaryota; Metazoa; Cnidaria; Anthozoa; Scleractinia; Pocilloporidae. Gene Ontology annotation, cellular component: membrane; cytoplasmic vesicle. Gene Ontology annotation, biological process: neuron migration. The record is from RefSeq and is a predicted model, not a curated record.
CCGGGCAUGCAAAAAUGUAUUAAUUUCUGCUGCAUGCAAGAACAUUGCGACGUUGCGCUAAUGCUUUUGGAAAACUGUUUCACUGUAAUCUGUCACAACAAACGCCUCUGUGAGAGCGUACCUGCUAAGACGGGGCGGUACAAGUCAAGAAUGGUUUUCGUUGGGAAUGCUAGCUCUGUUUCUUCGAUCCAUUUAUCAAAUAAACCAACCAAGACAAUCUCCCUUCUUGAUGCGGCUUUGCAAGCUAUGGGAGAAUAUCAUGUGAAUGGGACUUCUCCCGCUGGAACAAAAAUCACCUUUUCAGAUAGGACCAGUGCCUUAAAUUCGAAACAACUCGCUAAAAUGCCAGUACCCUCUCAGUCGCUUAAAGUUGCUGGGCUGAAAAGCAGCGAGAAAAAUUAUACAAAUCAAACCAAAGACAGGAAAGAACAUCUGCUUCCAAGUCUUUCAGAAGAGUUGAAACGAUCUGCGACGAUGACUAAUUCAAGUCAGUCGCACCACAAUCAACUUGACCUGAUGAAAAAAUCUGAAACAUCGGGUCACAACAUCACUUCGCAAACUUCUUCAACAGUAAGGUUGAACGCAAGUGUUUUGGCUCCCGGCGAGUCAAGUAAAUCAGCCAUAGAGGAGGGGUUAAAGUCUGGGAAUAAAUCUGGGCUAAGAUUGGCUUUUAGUGACUCCUCGCGACACUUAACCACUCAACCUUCCCCUUGUCUCAAUAGUCCGAUCUCUUACAAUGUUACGCUACGCAACGGUAUCCGAUCGGGCUAUUUCAGAGACCAGGGGAGGGUUGAGAACAUGAGCGAGUGUGUACAAAAGUGCUGCAGCUCUGAGGACUGCGAUGUGGCUUUCUUGCUCAAGCAACGAUGCUAUCUAGUCAAGUGCUACACCAAGCAGGGAUGCGAGACAGUUCCAGCCAGACACAGUGAAUUCAGACCACGUGUUUCGCACGUCCGAAGGGCAAAUGAUUCCCAACUGAUUUCUUUUAUGGACGAACAGGAAACAGACAACAGGCACGAUUUUAAUGGGAAAACACCUUCCGUCCAGCCUCGUAGCAGUACUCAGUUAGAACAUAUUACAUCGUCAUCGACCCUCCCCGCACUAGUUAAAUCCGUCGAUCAUAGGCGUAAACAGAAAGAGAAACCAAGAACGUCCUCAGUUAAGAUAAAGGCGUCUACACGUCACGGAAAAAGAAAAAAUCUCAAAGUAAAAGCAAGAAGUAGAGUUGAAACUAGAAGCUCAGGAAAGCGCAAGAACACAGUUCACGUGACCAAAACACCAAACACUGAUAAAAUUAACAGAAGAAAGUCCAAAAAGAGAAAACAGAGAAAGAAGCAGAACGAUAGUAAGAGAGAAGCAGCCAAAGCCAAACAACAGCAUUUUAAGAAUAAGCUUGAGAAGAAAAAGGAUCGGAAACUCUCCAACCGUGAUCUGGAUCAGUUAUUCCAGCUCAUGAGACCCGCUGAGCCGGUGAGUCACUCUUCAAGCAAGUCAGAGUCUGUUGCGUCAAUCAUUCCUUCCAAAGACUUAAAGAACAGAAUGAAUCCUGUGGAAUUGAUAAAGGAAGAUGAAAGGAAUGACUUACAGUACGAAAAUGCAACAAUUACAAAUUCCGUUCCAGACAAGCGAAUUUCACAUGAGGAAACUCGUCAUAGGGCCAGUCCUACAGGCGAGGAAAACGAGAAGUCAAAUAAGACAACAGCAGUUACACACCCACGAGAGCGUCCUCCUUCUCUUGAAGGCCAAAGGAGUUAUACUUCAACAAAAGGUGCAAAUUCAAUGGUAAUCAAGGCUUAUAAUAAAGCUAAAGUUGAAAAUAGCGUUUCUGGUAAAGUGAAAGUUUCAUUUGAAAAGAAAGGAAAUGGACAUAACAAAAAGCUCGACAUAACACUGAUCGCUAAACCAGCAAUGAAGGCCACGCGCCACAAACCAACAGCCAAGGAAAAAGUGACCUACACCGCUAGCAAAGAUUUACUUAAACACGCGAGAAGACCAACCGUUGGUAGGCACUCAAGCCCAACUGCAACUACAGCACGUGUCAGUCUCACACAAAAGCCUACAGUUAAGCCACCUAAAGUCUUGUCGCAUAACAGGAGGAAAUUCCGUGCGACAAAAUCCACUGUCCCUGCCGUACCCACUCAAGCUCCUGAUGCCGAAGUGUCAAGUUGUGUAACAGGUGAAGUGGAAUACAACCGAACUUUACGAGGCGGACUUUCUUCGGGUUUGUUCCACGAGGUGGGCAAAGUGAACGACAUCCAUAGUUGCUCGGAGCACUGCUGUGCCAGUCUUAUCUGUGAUCUAGCAUUUAUGGUACUUAACCACUGCUUCUUGGUAACUUGUUCAAGUUCUAAUCCCCAUAUGUGUGAUAGCACACCAGCCUUGGCGACGACUUUUCAUCCGAUGAUUUCUCGCGUUUCACGAAGUGAAAGUGGACAACUGACUGAUCAUGGGACGGAAGCUGCAUCAACUGGCAAGAUAAAGCCUGCCCAGGCUAUGAAAACUAAUGUUUCACCCACUUUGUCUAAAAAUGUUACAGUAACGAAAGAACCGGUAGUUGUCCAAAACAUGAUCAAUCAAACAAGCUCUAAAGAUCCACUAAAUUUGUCUACCAAGCCGAUUAACACGACUCUAACAGUAACGACAAUAGGGGAGGUCGAUCAAGUUUCCAUGGUGAAUCCGCCAACUCCUCCAGGCUGCAUUUCUUCUAUAACGGCACACAAUGUUACUCUAAGAGGCGGUCUCCAUGCAGGAAAAUUCACAGACGCUGGUAGAGUCAAUGGGUCUUACAUUUGUACUGAACUUUGCUGUAAGUCAGAUGAAUGUGACGUGGCAUUUUUCGCGUUUCAUCGAUGUUUUUUGGUAAAAUGUUUCGAUGAGUAUCUUUGCACUUCUACGCCUUCGCUUCUGCCGAACUUCAAACCAACAGUUGUACACGUAUACCAUCAUCAUUUUAAACCAACGCCCAAACCAGCGACAACUUUACCACCUAUCAACGACGUGCUUAAAGAAAUCGAAGAUGAGACGCAAACAAAAUCGAAGAAGAAUAGGAAAAAGACAUGCGCUCACUCUGAAGUUUAUGAAGAAGUUACUCUCAGAAUGGGCUACAAAGCUGGCAAUUUUACUCCACAUGGCAAGGUCAACUCUACAAGUCAGUGCGUGGAUUACUGUUGUAGCCAACCGCAUUGUGACUUAACGUUCAUGUUUCUCAACAACUGCUUCACAGUGUCUUGUAUCAGUGGCUACGCCUGCGAGAUCGUUCCUGCAAGGCAGUCCAGAUUUAAACCGAAGGUUGUAUAUUUUGUCAAGAAUAAUUCCACAAGAGUGAUCAAACCAUCAGAGUUUAACUCUUCUCUUACUGAUCCUGGAUCGUUUGUGGGAAAACAACCGGUGAAUGCCGUGCACUAUAAGGAGGUGCGGUUGAAUAAGAAAAACAGUAAUUCUUACCAAAAAGACGUCAGCCAAGGAAACAAUAACACCGAAACAGUGGAUGAGAUAUUUGUCGAAGUCCCAGAAAACGCGGUCACUUCUCGCAAUAAAAUUAAUAAUGCUGAAAAGGCGAAAGUACAAGCUAAGUUCAGCACUAGCAAAAACACUACUCUCAUCUUAAGCCGUCUGAGCACUAGAAAACAUCUUAAGAACGAGCAUAAACUCGGAAUGAAAAGUCAUAACCGAAGCCAAGCAGUUAAAAAGAUUGAUAUUGUCCUAAAUAAGUUAACCAACGUCACAGAAGAGAACAAACGCCUUGAGGGAGAAAUUCACAAUCUUAUCGCUAAACAGUUCGAGCAGGUGAAUGAAAAGAAAAUAGCGACUGGUGCUUCGGGUAGAAGUAAGGAGGCAGCAAAGAAACUAAACAAACAAACAAGGAAAGGGAGAGGAAGAAAGGAUUGGCAUCAGACCAGCAGACGUGUAGAUAAAGAAGGGGCUAGUGAGUAUGGAUCCGGAAUAGACUCCAACGCGCAGAAAAGAGUGGUACUUGUGGACACGGACAGACCCCCUGUCUAUCCGCCUACAGACGAGCAUCGCAUUGAAGAGCAUAGUAUCCAUUCAUUCCAGUCCAUAAAGCCUCAAAAGAAACCUCGACAGAAAAGGCCAAAGGCUCCAACCACUCAGAAACAGCGGAACAUUUCAAAAUCCAUGCAAAACCAUUGGGAUCCAACAAAUGAACACGAUAUUGAAGAGCAUGUCAUUUAUAAUCAUACGAAGAAAGAGAGACACACAAGCAAACCGAACAAGAAAAUGCACGGUGAAGUCCAAGAAGGCUCUGAGAUUCUGUACGGACAGCCUGAAAACGACAAAGACGAUAACAGUGAAAAAGAACCACAAGAGGGCAUUUGGAACAAUUUUAACAAUGACCGCAAGGAUCCCGGGGAACAUCAUCAUGAUCAAACGGUAUCUAGUGGUGGAUCGCACUUUGUCGUUAAGAAUGAAAAUGCGAGAGAGAAAACCGACAAAGGUGAUUUCUAUUCUGAACAUUAUGAUGACUCAAAAACCUCAGAAAACCGCGAGUGGUUUGGUGCUGGGGGUAGUAACAGAGAUAACCUAGAGAAGAUUCAAACGCCCAAGAACCUGCCUCGUGGAAAUAAAAGAAAGCAAAGUGAAUUUCACCAGCCAAAGUCAUCGAGAAGGCAUGAAUGGAUGAAUGUGGGCAGUGGAGAAGACGAUGUCAAGAACCACCAGCAAGAAGAUAUCUCAACUGAACUUGUUCGUUUACCUCAACAACAUGCGUACAAGGAAAGUUCAGUAAAUGAUUUCCAUAUUCAUAGGGACGAUAACCCAAAAGACUCUGAAAGAUUUUCCUGGAGGAGUUCGAGGAACAGAGACAAUGAUAAUAUGGAAAACUUUAUAAAUCAAGUCACUCCGACUCAUAAGUCGCAUUUCCAUUUUAGAAACCAAAGGAAGAAAAAUCGUGAUAAAAAUGAAGAAUUCCACGCUGAAAAACAGGAAGAAGAGAGUGCAUCUGAAAAUCAUAGGUGGAUAAGUUCGAGCGACGCUAACAGUGGCUUAGAGGAAAACUUCCCAGUGCAAGUGGCUCCUUCUCAUCAGAGAGAGUUCCAGUUCGAUGAACAAAGAGGAAACAAGAAUAAUAAUGGGGAGAAAUUCCAUUUUCAGCACAGCAAUGUUAAUUCAAAGCAUUCCGGAAGAAAUGUUUGGCUAGGCAGUACUCGAAAUAAAAACACAGAUCGUGUAGGAGGCUUUCACGAUCAAAAAGCACCGAGUCAUAGAGUACGUUUUGAUUACACAAACAAGAAAGCGAAUGGCAACAGAGACGAGGACGAAAUCUAUGUUGAUAAUGAGGACGAGUCAGGUAAUACUGAAACACGAGUGUGGAGUGGUUCGACACGAGAGGGAGAUCGCAUGGGAAGCUUUAACAAGCAAGUAGGUCCAACGCAUGAGUCACGAUUCCAUCUUCAAAACAAGAGAAAGAACAAGGAAACAAGUCAGGAUAAAAUGCAGAUUGAUGUUCAAACUUAUCCAGAGGAUUUGGAUGAGCCUGUGUGGAGUAGUGGGAGGGAUAGGAGCAAAGAUGACGUGGAAAGCUUCCGCUUGCAAAUAGCGCCCACUCAAAGAUCUGGUUUUCAGUGGAAUGAUCACAGAAAGAGCAAAGUUAAGAGCGGGGAUAAAAUUCACCUACAACACCAAACUGGUGGUGAGCCUGUUCCCGAUUAUGGCAACGUUUGGGACCGGGAAAAGUCGAUGCAAGGUAGUUUGCGAAAGGAGCACAAGUUUGGCUUCACCGUAACUAAAUACGUUGAGCCGACUUCGUCAGAAUUUGCUAGAUUAGACAAGAACUUUGAAAAAUAUCACCCAGAGCAUAGCAUUGAAAGGCCUGCCUUUGUGAAAAACGACUUUUCUCAAGCACAGAAGAAUUUGAUGGCAGUUAAUGGUGAAGGUAGCGCAAAACAGCAUGUGACAAGAGCGAACUAUAGUCAUGGGAAAACUGACUUUGACGCGGUAUACAAAAAAAUAAAUAACAUCUAUAAACGCCUAGAGAAUCUUCUUGAAGAACAUUCUAAAAAGGAAAGUAAUGCAACGUUAGCCUCUUUCAACGAACAGAAAGGAGGAGGGUAUGAAGUAGAAAAUAACCAUGUUAGAAGACUCGAAGAAGAUAUUCCAACGCCACCGGUAUCAGCUUCAAGGCCAACAACUCGAGCCUCGAGGAUUGCAACGCGUACUAAGAAAGUCAGAGUUGUGAAGCAAUAUGUAACAGAUGAUUUGGGGGGCUCAGGUACGUCACCAAGGAGUCAUGGUGAGAGCCUGAUGGACUAUAUUAAAACAAUCUAUAGCCGAGUGCAGUGGUUGUAUAAGAGGAGGGAUAGGCGCACAUCUGUUAAACUAAAGACCAAAAUAACCAGCCGCAAAAGAAAGAAGUCACAUCACCUUCAUAGCCCAAGAGAGAGAACCCAAAAUAGGAAAACUAAUAGAAGAAAAAAUCAGUCUGAAAAAAGGAAAGUACAUCAUCGUGGGAACAUCCAUGAAGAAGCCCUCCUGAAGGAGAUGAGGCAAAUUUAUAGAAAUAUGAAGAAACUAUACAGUGACCAGAGGAAAGAACAGAGAAAAGCAAAAAAGAUUAAAGAAAGAGCCGAAAAGCAUCAACACCAGCGCUCCUAUAUUCCUCGGCAGCGAGGGACGAGUGCAGUUCCGAAUGGCCUGGUAACAAGUAAGGAUUCCAAUCCGCUGACUAGCCGUGCGACAGGUCCGCAAUCCCAGCCACACGUUCAUGAAACCGCUUAUGGGCCUAAAACUACAGGUGAAGUCCCAGUCCGGUCUCAGAAUGAAAACCCCUGGUAUCGUAAGAAACUCAGACCAACAGAACCUCGAAAAACGCAACACGAUAACUUGAGAAGACAUGGCGGUAUUUUGGCGAACAAGAUCUCUUCGAGACAUCCCACCGUGAACCAGUCUUUCAUUGACAAGAUAGUUGAAGAAAUCGAAGCAAAGCAUCCGAUUCUCACAAAGGAAAAAAGUAGCAAAGAUGAUAGCUUACAACGACUAAUUGACAAUGUGGCGGAUAGUGUCGUCAAACAGGUCACAGAGGAGUUUACCGAGCCGCAGGCCAAGCCAAGUAGACGUGUCAACGUACCUAAACCAUGGUCGCAGACAGAAAUAUCGGUUCCCACCGGUACUAUGGCAGACAUGCCUCUUCUUAAUGACUUUCAGAGUAAAAAGCCCUACGCGAAAUCUUCUUUGGUAAAAGAUAUUACCCCAGACCUCCCCCCUGAAAUAAUCAGCAGUGACGAGGUCAGUGGACAAUUGUUGCCUGACUCCUCCCCGGAGGAAGUCAAACCCUCGUCAAAGUCACCGCCUCAGAGAUCACGCUUCGCACAUCAAAGGCCGCAACCUGAGGAACCAGGAAUGCAAGAGAUGCGUGAAAUGUUUAAGUUCAGACAUCGGUACGAUAAACAGAAGCCCAAGUCGCAAAGCGGGAAGAAAAAGGUUACAAUCCCUGCCACAAGUGAAGGUAACGCAGCCUACUUAGUGCUUCAUAUAGGCUUUGAAGAAAUCGAAAAUCGCACAGCCCUUGACAGCUCAGAGCAUAAGAACAAUGCCAUUCUUAGCCCAGAGGUGCGCCUCUCCGUGACCGAGUCCAAAUGUGGCUCUGCCCUGAGCAUGCGCGGUGGACGCUUAGUUUUCACCCAUUUCAACAGUCGUCCACGUGAGGCGAUAACAAUCACUUUGUGGCUUAAACUAGACUCAGUCUCGGGAACAGCCACUUUGUUCAGGACGACGGGGUCUGGAGCUAAGUACAACCUACAGUACCGCGAAGGCAAUAUUCAUUGGUCUCACGUAGAUGACUUAGGGCACAUAAUAUUUAGCAUGGCAACAAGGCAGACGGUAGACUCGCUAGAUUGGGUACAUCUCAGUGUUACUUAUGACGCACACAUCAACAUGAGCAAGAUUAUUUUGAACGGAGCCGUUCUGGACGAAAAAGAAGGCCAUGGAUUGCUAUCGCAAAAUUGGGACGGCGACGUCGGGAUCGGAAUUCCCGAAGGGAUAAGAGGACUUAUCGACGAAUUUUAUAUGUACAAUCAUGCGCUUGCCGUGUCCGAUUUAAGUGAUCUGUCGGAGGAAUGCAAUCCUGGAGCAGGUGGGGCUAUUCCUCUUAAGGAAGGAAGCUACGAUGGUCUCAUACCUGACGACAUGAUUCAAGAUGCAAUAUUACAGCUGCAUCCAAACGCUUCAACGACAAAAAAGCCGAAAGCUGCCAUAACAACUCAUACCACUGCCAGCACAUCGCCUACAACAAGACCAACAACGCGGCCCACUUCGCCUACCACAAGGCCGCCCACAACAACAUCAACAACAACCGCGCCUACAACUAAACCCGCAGCAAAUGCCAGGACGACACCAUAUAAGCCAACUCUUCAGGUGCCGUCUAGCGCUUCCCUUUCUAAAAAGACUGGCUCGGGUACUAUUCCGUCCACAAUCACCUUACAUGACGAGCCUAACUGCCAGCAAGGGAUGUUUUAUGAUAGCAGCGAGUUACGAGGUGGCAUGGAUGCGGGCUUAUUCAUAGACCUGGGGCGAGUGAAAGGCUCAACAAGUUGUUUGAAAUUCUGUUGUGAAAUUGAGUCAUGUGACCUGGUUUUCAUGACGCGCGACAGCUGUUAUGCCGUGGACUGUUACAAUAACAAAUUGUGCGAGCCUGUGCCAGCGGACUCUUACAGGAGUGACAUGCCCAGCGUCCAUUAUGUCACCAGGAGUGGGAAGUCAGUUCUAGAUGAAAAGUUAAGAAAGUUAGAGCACCGACCAACAACUCCCCCAACUAUCCAACUGCCAACCUUUCCACCGACACCCUACAGAACAACAGCAAAUGAUAUGUUCCUUCCAUACAAAGAAAUCUCCACGCGUCCAACAUUUGCUCCUUCAAACACAAAACGUUUCUGUGCCCAAGGAAUGUUCUUCUACAACGUGAAACUUCGAGACGGCUGGAACGCCGGAAUGCUGCUUCAAGUUUCUAGGGUACGGAGCAUGGAGAAGUGCAUCCAGGUUUGUUGUGACGAGCCUGCUUGCGACUUUGUGAUGCUGAAACAAGGGAGGUGUUACAGUGUACGGUGUAAGGGUGGUGAUACUUGUACGGUAGAGGAAGGAGGAGAAUAUCAAAUUUCGUUUGUGAGCAGACAAGAUAUGGUCGAAGACGAAACACAAUCCACACCGACCCCUACCCCACUACCUCUCAGUACUUUAGGAGGAAAAAUGGACGAGCUGCCAGGUAGUCAUCUACGUUAUCUGUCGCUGUACCUUGGUUUUGAUCACGUGAUUGGUUCUGUGGCGGUGGACGGAUCUGGCCUAAACAAUGACGCAAGAUUAACGAGAGGCACCGAAGUUUCAAGACCUGGUGAGCGAGGAGCCGCAAUCGAAUUGAACGGUGGCGAUGUACUUCUCGAUGGUGAACACUUUCGGGAGAAACCACGCGAAGCCGUCACCAUUGCCUUAUGGUUAAAACUGUGGAGAACCGGUGGAGUUCAUUCCAUUUUUGACACAAUCGGUGGACAUUCUAUUCACAGCAAAGGACAGUACCACUUUGAGGUGUACGAUGGGCGAUUGAGGUGGUUCCAUCGUAAUGAAUACGCUAAGGAAGUCUUCAAUGUCAGGACUUCGCCAGUUCUGCAGCCAAAUCUGUGGUACCACGUUGUAGGCACUUACGAUUCGCGCACGCACAUGGCCAAAGUCUUUAUCAAUGGUGACUUGGUAGGAGAGGGUCGUGGCAGUGGUAUGCUCUCCCUAGAUUGGGAAGCUAAAGCAGGGUUUGGUUCGCAUUCUGGGCGAAGGAUUUUACUCGGCUACCUUGAUGAGAUCUAUGUGUUUAGGCGGGCGGUUCUGGAGAAGGAAAUUGAUAGUUACUUGGAGAAUUCUAACAGUGACUCUCUCUUUCAUUCGGAAUCCAACUCUGCUCUCACGGAGACUUUCACUGAAAGUCCUUCUGAUGAUAGCUUUUCAGAUGUUAAUACAGACUCUGUUUGGUUUUCAAAACCAACAAGCCACUUAAGUAAUCUUCCCAUCCAGAGUACUUCUAACAACAACAUGAAGUUCAUGGACCAAGCAAAAAACAAUAGUGCUUCAACACUUGGUACAACAACAGUUGUUGUCAGCGCCGCUAGAGAAAAAUCGGGAUCGGAAGAAACAUUGAAGAUGCCAACAGUGACGUCACCGCAAACGACAGAUACAACUACAGAAAUAACCACAUUAUCAACGACGCCGCCAACCACGUUGAAAUCAACAACGAUGCUCAAAAUGACUGCGUCACCUCAUACAAUAGGCGGCACUCCACCAGAAAGACUCAAAACGUUGUGCAGAUUGGGAGAUGUUUAUAGAAAUAGAGAUCUUGUCGGUGGAUUAGGUGCAGGAAAUUUCACCGACAAAGGAAAGGUUGAUACCAUUGAGGAGUGUAUGAAAAUUUGCUGUGGAAUACGAGAUUGCUCUGUAGCUUACGUAGUGGAAAACAACUGCUUUGCCAUAACUUGUACGGAAAAGGAGCAAUGUAAAACGUUUAUCAAGAGCCCGUCGGAAAAUAGUCCUGUCAUUGGAUUUGUGAAUCGAAGCGGGCCAAAAGAAUCAACUUCUCGUCCUUCUACGAAGAAGGAAAAUGAGAAUCUAGCUUCUCCAGCUGAUGAUACACCAGUAGAACCAAAUGCAAAGUCAUUGGACGCCCCACAAGGUGAUAAAGAACCUCCCUUCAACUUGAUUGGCAUGCUUUCAACUAAGAAGCCCACUCUAAAUACGACACCUGAGCCUCCACUAUCGAGCUGUAACUAUGGCAGACUUUACCACCACGUGACUUUAGUGGGCGGGCUCCGUGCUGGGGUUUUUACACGGCUAGCUGAGAAUACGGACAUGGACGAAUGCGCUCGGAAAUGCUGCGCCCGGAGGUCAUGUGAUGCUGCGAUCCUCAUGAGGUCCACGUGCUUUGGACUUCAGUGUUCCAGUUCAGAACUCUGUAGUACCAGGCCGUCACGUCUAAAGAACUUUUCUCUUCACAUAAUGUAUAUAUACAGAGGAGAAACCAACGCUCGGACUACGCCAACACAAACUUUCAAGACAACAGAACCAUCUUUAGAAGACCUUCUCGGAGAUGUGAAACCCACGCAGUCUGCUACAACUAUGUCGCCGCUGAACAACAUGCUCGGCUUUCCUCGCAUGGAAAACAAUCAUGAGACUUAUUCCAAGCCUUUAUCCGAGUGCUCUCAGGGACUGAUGAUCAACGAUGUAAUCUUAAAUGGUGGCAUGGGUGCUGGCGAAGUUUCUCAGUUUCCCCGCGUGAGUGAUAUACAGCUUUGUAUCGAGAAAUGUUGUUUGACUACAAAAUGCCAUUUGGCUUAUGUCAUACAAGCGGUAUGCUACACCGUAAAUUGCUUCAGCCGUGAUCUCUGUCGAACGAGACCUAUCGAGGACACGGCGGUCCACUCAGUGAUCGCUUACAUCAAAAGGAAUGGCCUAGCGAUGUUUAGCAGCGCCAACGAAGCGAGCGUGAUGCAGCUUGGGAACGCCAGCAUUGCCUCACCUGAAGGUAAACCAAGUCCUACCGCCGGCGCAGUUGGAGCUCCUCAGAACAACAUGAUCUGCCAGAAAGACAGAACGUUUUACAACGUACAGCUGAAGGGAGGUCGGAGCGCGGGUCAAUUCACCGAGAGAGGCCAGGUAAUGGAUAUCAGUCAGUGCAUAGGGAUCUGCUGCGAGGAAAGAUCAUGUGACUUGGCCUACACGGAGGGUCAGCGGUGUUACACGGUGAAAUGCAACAGUCAAGACACGUGCAAGCUUAUCGAGGCUAGUCCUCUCGCGGUCAAGACUGUCUUGGGCUACGUCAAUAGGCUGAAAGACAACAAUGUUUUGCAAGUCACUUCACGGCCGACUGAGCCGACCGCGGCAAGGUUACAAAGUACGGUUGUUAAGAAUGUGGAUGAAAAUGGUAGUCACAACAAAGAAGAUGACAAACAGGAUGCCUCGAAACCGUAUCAUGUCCUGAAACAGAAAUUACAUAAACACAACCAACAUCAUCGUCAUCAUCACCAUCAAGGUGAGCAGAAGUGUCCCGCCAAAAGAUACGGCUGCCAACAUCAUUGUAUUCAUCUCCCGGAUGGAGGUCAUCGUUGCAUCUGUCGCCAUGGCUACAGUUUGGCGCAAAACGGAAGACAUUGCGAAGACGUAGACGAAUGUACCGAUAACACGCAUGGCUGUGAGCAUGAAUGCAUAAAUUAUGAGGGCAGUUACCUGUGUGAGUGCCACAGUGGAUUUAUGCUGAACAGAGACUCGAAACAUUGUGACGACCUCGAUGAAUGUACCAUGGGUGUCCACAGCUGUGAGCAAUCAUGCCACAACACUCCUGGAAGCUACAGCUGCUCCUGCGAAGAAGGGUUUCAACUCCGUGCAGACAAACGACACUGUAUAGAAAUCACAGAAACGGGAUCCAAGAAAGAUCAAGAUUAUGCAGCUUUCUCCGGACUAGAAAUCCCAACAGCAAUAACACAAUCACCUAAGGAUCUCAGAAUAACCCAGUUUGAAUCCGGGAUCUUUCACUGCAAGGCGCGUGGCCACCCAGCGCCUCAUAUCGCUUGGGCGUCAGGGUUUAAUGGUGACCAACCCAUCCCUGCUGAAGAUAGGUUCAAAAUUCUACCCACCGGCUCCUUGGUGAUAAGUCAAGUCAAUUUCACUGAUCAAGGGAUGUACCGAUGUGUAGCGUCCAACCCCGCUGGGAGUGCUACGGCAGCAGCUAGUCUUACUGUGAAAGACUUCGACGAAUGCAAAGCCCGCAGUCAUGACUGUCAGCAAUCUUGUGUUAAUACUCAAGGCAGCUUUAGAUGCGAAUGUCAUUCCGGAUUUAUGUUGCAAAGGGACAGAAAAAGCUGUGAAGAUGUUGACGAGUGCAAUGUUGGAAGUCAUUUUUGUGAUGACGUUUGUCAGAAUACCCAGGGUAGUUUCACCUGUCACUGCAGGUCAGGAUACAGACUGAUGGCGGACCUCAGAACUUGCUUUGAUAUUGAUGAAUGCACAGAGCCCGCUCAUGGCUGUUCUCAGCUGUGUAACAACACUCUUGGUAGUUAUAACUGUUUCUGUUUGAAAGGCUACUUGCUGGAAAAGGACAACAAAACAUGUGUUGAUAAACACGUUCUGUUGGACACUUCCAAACCAACCACGCUCUCAGCUGGUAUGGGCGCGUUCGUGGCAGUCGCAGGCGUGAGCGUAAUCAUCGUGAUUGGUACAGUGAUGUGUGUUAUUCGCUACAGAAGGCGAGCAAGGCUUAGAGGCCUUGAAACGGCGGAG